Messenger RNA from Lymnaea stagnalis (great pond snail), 3078 nucleotides. NCBI's taxonomy places the organism in Eukaryota, Metazoa, Mollusca, Gastropoda, Lymnaeidae. The record is from the annotation of a GenBank genome assembly.
CGCUUUAUUUCAUGAGCAAACAUCACACUCACGCUUUCAGACUGAUUGAUUUAACGACUUGAAGAAUAUUAACGCAUUAAGAACACUGUAAUUUGUAAGUAUAAAAUAUUUUUUUAAAAACAAAAAACUAUUAAAAAAUUUUUUUUUUGCUCCGUUUUUUUUACAAAAAAAAAAAAAAAAAUUACAAAUUGUUUUAAAUGCGUAGACAAGCCCAGUUGCUCUCAAUCUCUGCUCUGUGGGACACAUGAGCACUGAUGCUCCGCGAAGCCACUUCAAGAGUUCCGUGGAGAAAAAAAAAAUAAAUUCUAUUUUAAAAUAUUAUUGUAUAGGAUUGUAAUCAGCCAACGUGAAUGACAGUGAACUUUUUUUUUCUCCAUUUGCACAAGUGUGUAUGUAUGUGUAUUUAUGUGUGUUUGUGUGUGUGUGUGUCUGUGUGUGGGUGAGAGAGAGAGAGAGAGAGAGAGAGAGAUCCUGUGUAGCUCACAUUUAUUGAAUUCUGACCAGUCAAGGUGAUUUAUUUGGCUGAUUUCCAGUAGGCUAAUUGAUUUGAUUUUUUGCAUUGAAAAAAAAAAUUACGUGGAUUAUGACGUCACGCUGGUUGGCUCAAGAUUCAUGUUUUAGGCCUUGGAUACCUUUAAAGUUGCCUGGGAAUAGGUACGUCCAUAACAAGCUGGUUGGUUGUGCUAAAGUGGUUCUCGGUUCUUAACUUACUUUAAUACUGCCAAUAUAAGUGUGCAAGUACACGACGAAAAUAUUCUUACAUUGACUGACGAUAUUGGGUGCAGUUUGAGAACUACUUUUACUUUGAAGGAGACAGGUAAGAGAAACAAACACAGAAAUGUUCCCGUCUGUUCAGGAUACCAUCGGGGCAACUAUUUAUUUAACAAUCUAAUAUUUAACAACAACAGAAGAAAAUUUUGACAAAAAUUUGACAUCGUUCAACACUGAACGAUUUCAUUAGAUUUAGAAACCCGUUCGUUUCUUCCGACUUCUCCGACUGAUCCUCUGAAUGAAGAAGAAGAAGUGACGUCACUCUCAUCAGAUCGUGGAUUCAAAUUGAAGUUCAUUGACGAUGCUCCGGAAAAAUAUAUGGAUCCCGGAUAAUGAUGAAUACCCGGGUCUAGCAACAACAACAAGAAAUCACUAAAAACUUGAUUGUUAUUUCCCCACAUUAUAUCUCUUCGAAGCAGGAUUUUCCUAAAUGGAAAAUAUUAAAACAAAGAAACGAGAGAGCAUUGGAAGUUUAGAAGAGGAUAUGCGAGGGACUUUAUCAUUUAUAUUUAUAUUAUAUUGCUGAAAUCUGCAAAGGUCACCAAGGUCAAGUAUCGCAUUAAGUUUUUGGUGUUUUUUUUUUUUGUUUUUUUUUGUGUGUGCUUUUUGUAAGUAUUGUAAUUUAAAGUAUUUUUGUUAAUAAUUGUGUUUGCAUAAAUCAAUAUCGGUAUUUUCAUCUUUUAUAAAGGUAACACGUUUAUACAAGGGUGGCCAAAACUAAACUUAGAUAUUUUUUUAAUUUAAUUUGUGCGGAACACUUACAAUACAACAUAAGCUUUAAGCAGGGCUGGCCAAUCUUUUUUUUUUUUAAAUCAAGGACGCAAUAUCAUCAUGAAAAUAACUGAAUCUUGUAAUGUAAGGAUUCCGUGCAAAAAAAUAAAUUAAUCCAACUUUACUGUCCCUCAACUUCAAAAAGAUUGAGAACCAUUGUACUACGCUAUACGUUAUGACGUAUAGUUUGAUUUCGUUUAACCAAAACAUUGAAAUGUUUGUGUUGCAUGUGUUAACUGUCUAACAGAAGGCGUGCGUUUAUAUAUUAUUAAGUCACGAUUUAAAAAAGACAGGCUUUUAACAGGUUCGUGCUAUUAAAAGGAUGUCGUGUAAAAUGGGAAAGCGUCAUUAAAAGGAUCUAACUAAGAAAGUCAUUGGUGUUAUUCUGAGCUGCGUUUCCAUAAACCUUUUCGUUUCAUUUCUCUCUCGGUGUCCUUGUAAAGAAGAGUGACCCCCACCAUGCGUUCCUCUGCUAUGUUCAUUCUGUGCUGCCGUGCUGUUGCGUUCAGUCUUGUCAGCUGCGCACCAGGCGGGACUCAACCCACCUCGAUCGUCGCACCGAAAACUGGCGUGCACGGAUCCGUCUCGAGAAACAAUGCAUCCAACGAAACAGCUGCCCAGGCUGUGACAAAUGACCCAGUCACCAGUGUCAAUAGUGACAGUAAGAUGGAGGAGAUUAUUCACUCAGUAGUGGACCAAGAUGCUUCUGGUAAAUUUUUGAACUUUGAAUUAAUUUGCAUAUGUUUUUUGUGUUUGUGUGAGCACAUAUGUGUGUGUGUGUGUAUGUGUUUUUUCUGUUUUUUAUUAUUUAUUUUUUUUUUUGCACUUGGGAUUUUGUAACAUCAAAACAACGAAAUCUCAAUCGAUUAGAAAGGUAGUUAAACAUAGCAAAGCCUGGUUUUUUAUGCAUUUCAACUUUUGAUAUAGAAAAAAAAAAUCUUAUGAUGAAAAAAAAUUACAUUGUGACACAUACAAAAAUAAUAAUACAAUCUUCCAACCAGUAACAACCAUAUAUUCUAAUUGAAAUAUUUUUAAAGUGUCAUUUUUAUUUCCCUGUAACUUUUUAAAAUUAUAUUUUGUAUUUGAGCCUUUAUAAAUAGUGACGAUUGUUUCUAAGCGUAAUGAAUAUAUGCUAUUUUUAGCCAAUUCAUCAGUAGGUCAUCCAUGUUAUUGUCACUAACUAUAAACAGUUCAGAUAAUACUCCCAAAGCAAGACUUUGGUUUAAUUCUUUUUUUUUUUCCUUGCUUGCAAUAAUAACACGCUGACCAUUUUAAGAAAAUUCAAAAGAAUUUUUUUUCCUUAACAUUCUCUUUGUACAAGAUUUGGGUGAAAAUGCCUUUGAUAAAUCCAUCAUGUUUUACUUAUUGGGCCAGAAGAUGCUCCCCUUGUCGUAAUGUGUUCCCCCAAAAUUUCUAGCAACUUGAUAAUUUAAUAAUUCCACCAUGUUUAUCCCACGACAUGACCUCGCCAAGCCUCGGACAUGAUGUCACUGCCCAACGACCUCGUCAUCAACGCUCUCAGGUCAAACAUCGAGA